Molecule: messenger RNA, 1959 nt
Organism: Orbilia oligospora ATCC 24927
Lineage: Eukaryota; Fungi; Ascomycota; Orbiliomycetes; Orbiliales; Orbiliaceae
Exons: 3
Coding region: 1-1959 (652 amino acids)
Biological process (GO): carboxylic acid transport; transmembrane transport
Cellular component (GO): plasma membrane
Molecular function (GO): carboxylic acid transmembrane transporter activity
Source: RefSeq, a predicted model, not a curated record
AUGAGUUCGAAUACAUCACCAUCCGAUUCUCCGGCGUUAAAAGCGGCCAAUGAGGCUGCCGCAUAUUCCGUCGAUAGCUCGAGUACGGAUAGUCUUCCAGAAAGAGCUCUCUUCGACCCCAUUCUCCUUCCCGACGAUAGCUACGAUAUCGACGGCACAUAUUGGGCGGACCUGCCGCUAGCUAAGAGAGUAAAAUUCGUUCUCAACUACGACCUCUUCGUUGAGGGUAAGAAGGAAUUGGGGGAGAUCUGGCAGGGUACAAAGAAGAAUCCACUAUAUCCUUUGAUUGCCUAUUUCAAAAAUGCCGUUCUUCCUGGUGCUGGUUUGGGAUUGGAGGGAUACGUUCUUUUCUCUAUCGGAAACAUCAAGCCGCUAUUUAAGGCGGUCUGGAAAGAGUGCUGGGAUACCCACCAAGUUUGCGACGCAAGAUGGGUGAACUCGAUUGAAUACCUCGAGGUUGCCGGUAUCAUGGUCGGUCAGAUAUUGGUCGGAAUCCAGGGUGACUGGGUUGGCCGAAAAUUUGGUUUAGUACAGGAUGCAGUUGUCAUGUUCUUGGGUUUGGUACUUCUCACCGCUUCCUGGGGAACAUCUCUAAACGGUUGGGUUAUCUGCUACGCUUGGUGUCUAUUCAUCUACGGUAUCGGUGUUGGUGGAGAAUAUCCCAUGACAGCUACCAUGAGCAUGGAAAGCCGAACAGGUACUGGCGUCGUCUCCACAAAAGAAGAUCGUUUACAUCGUGGUCGUUCCGUCACUUCUGCCUUCCUGAUGCAGGGAUGGGGUCAAUUCUGGAAUGUCGUCGUCUUGAUGGUAGUCCUAUAUAUCGCCAAUGGGACCGGGCAUCCUCCAUACUCUGAAAAGGCUGUUCAAAUUGCCUUCAGAGUCAGUUUCGCCAUUCCUGCUAUUGGUACUGCCGCACUCGUCUGGCACAGAAUGUUCUUGAAGAAUACAAAUCAGGAACUUGACGCUCAGAAGAAGAAGUCAAAGGUCACGGGGUAUGAUCUUGAAUCCCUCAAGCUCACCUUCACCCACUUCGGUGGUAGAAUGGUGGCUACCGCCGGUACAUGGUUCGCAAAUGACGUUUUCUUCUACGGUAACAAGCUCUUCCAGUCCGAAUUCAUCAAAGUCAUCACCCCGAAUGACCAUUCCGUCAUGACCGGCUGGAAGUGGAAUCUUGUCAACGUCAGCGUUUCAAUGGUCGGCUACUAUAUGGCCUCCCUCCUCAUCGAUAACAAGCUCUACGGAAGAAAACGUAUGCAAAUCGUCGGUUUCAUGUUCGACUUCAUUCUCUUCAUCAUCCCAGCUUUCGCAUUCAAGUACUUCACAUCUCGAGAACACAUCUACGGUUUCCAGGCAAUGUACUUCCUUUCCUCAUUCUUCAACCAAUUCGGUCCAAACUCCGUCACUUUCCUUGUUGCCGCUGAGGUCUACCCAGCCUCUGUUCGUGCAUCUGCACACGGUUUCGGUGCCGCUAUCGGUAAGCUCGGUGCUGUCGCCGCCGCCAUCUUGUACAGCUACAUUGAUACUCAAACCAAAUUCUACGUCGUCCCAUGGUUUGGUCUUGGCGGUGCCAUCAUGACCUGGCUCUGGCUCCCCGAUACCACCGGUCUUGAUCUCGCCGAGCAGGAGAGAAGAUGGAGGUACAUCCGUCAAGGACGUGGUGACGAAUAUUGCGGUGUCGCCGUCCACAGCAACCAUCUCAGCGUUUGGGAGCGAUGGAUGGGUAUUGGAAAGCAGUACAAUCCCGCUAAGGACUACAAGAUGAGGAUCGCAGAGAUGCGUGCUGAGUGGGAGGAGGGUCGAAGCAGAGUUAGAGAAGGCCAUGCUGAUGAAGGUUGCCCGAUCGUUUGGAACGAGCAUAUUGAAGCUUACUUCCUUAGAACGGCAGGUUCUCCAGCUGAUCAUGAUGUGAUUGAACACACGACAGCAGAGAUUACGCAUGUGAACGAGAAGAGCCAAUAA